This is a messenger RNA of Aspergillus affinis, 1431 nucleotides long. RefSeq names its product FMN-linked oxidoreductase. The transcript has 6 exons. Bases 1 to 1431 code for a protein of 476 amino acids. Lineage: Eukaryota; Fungi; Ascomycota; Eurotiomycetes; Eurotiales; Aspergillaceae. The record is from RefSeq and is a predicted model, not a curated record. Gene Ontology annotation, molecular function: oxidoreductase activity; FMN binding.
AUGCCAUCACCAUUGAAUGAACCAGUGAAACUUCCCUGCGGUCUAGUCUUUCCGAACCGAUUGGUCAAGGCCGCCAUGGCUGAGAUGCUCGCCGACCGAAGCACCAACCUCCCGACGCGGGAUAUUCUCGAGGUGUAUCAUCAAUGGGGACAGGGUGGAUGGGGAGGUAUUCUGACCGAGCCAGGAAACGUCCAAGUCGACAUCUCCCACCUCGGCACGCCCUUCGAUCCGUCCCUCCCCGCCGACCCCUACACCUCGAAGCACAACAGCGCCGACCUCGUCGAGCGCUAUUCCCGCCUCGCGCAGGCUGUGCAAGAACACACCAGCGCCCCAUGCAUCGUGCAACUCUGCCACCCUGGACGACAAUCUUUCCGAGGCGCCGGUCAGCGAGGCCUCUGUGCGCCGACGAUCGCGCCGAGUGCGAUCCCCAUGAGGAUUGGGGACGGGUAUCUGGAACAGCUCAUUAGCUGGGUGACGUUUCCGGCGCCGAGGGAGAUGAGUCGUGGGGAUAUUGAGGCCGUUACGGCGCGGUUUGUGGAUGCCGCGAGGGUGAUGGCGGACGCGGGAUUUGGGGGCGUCGAGUUACAUGGGGCGCAUGGGUAUUUGAUUGAUCAGUUUCUUAACCCCAAAGUCUGUCCCUCCUCCCUCCACCAUCUAGGACCCUCUUCCCUUUCCUCUACCUACAGAUCAACAACUAAUAAAUCUAUCAAGACCAACCACCGAACAGACGCCUACGGUGGCUCGGCCAUCAACCACGCCAAGUUCGUGCUCGACAUCAUCGCGCAGAUCCGCGCCGUCGUGCCGUCUUCCUUCUGCGUCGGCAUCAAGUUGAACUCGGCGGACCAUGAUCACGACGACGAGGCAGCUUUCGAAGACACCAUGACGCAGAUCGGGCUGCUCGUGGACGCGGGGAUUGAUUUUUUGGAGAUCUCGGGAGGGAGUUAUCAGGAUCCGAGGAUGAUGGGCCUCUCCACCAACAACAACAACAACACUGAAUCCAGCCCCUCCCCCUCCCCAGCUCAACAACAAAGCACCCGAACCCAAAACCGCGAAGCAUUCUUCCUCGCUUUCUCCCACGAAACCCGCAAGCGCUACCCCUCCCUCAUCCUCCUUCUAACCGGCGGCUUCCGCACGCGCGCCGGCGCCGAAGCCGCACUUUCCCAAAACGCAUGCGAUCUGAUCGGCAUCGGACGACCGGCUGCCGUGGCGCCUCAUUUCCCAAAUUUGAUGCUGGAUGAAGAGAAGGGUGCGGAUGAGGCGGGGUUGAGGCUGGGGAAGGUUAAGGAUGAGGGGCCUUGGGUUGGGAGGGUGGUGAGUGUGGUCCUGGGGAAAUUGGUCCGGGGGGUGGGGGCGGGGAUUGAGAGUGCGUAUUAUUCAGGGCAGAUUGCCAGGAUGGCGAGGGGGUUGAAGACGGUUGUGCCGGGGUUGUGA